This is a messenger RNA of Entrophospora sp. SA101, 606 nucleotides long. The record is from the annotation of a GenBank genome assembly. NCBI's taxonomy places the organism in Eukaryota, Fungi, Glomeromycota, Glomeromycetes, Entrophosporales, Entrophosporaceae.
AUGAUUCAUAAUUAUCUUGUUCAUCAAAAUCCUGGAGAAAUUUAUCAUAAUAAUAAUUGCGUUCGCCAAAACAUGGUUCAUAAUACAAUUUAUCAAAACCCAGAAGACAUUUAUCAAGAUAUCGGUGAUAAUAAUUACGCUCAUCAAAACAUGAUUCAUAAUUAUCUUAUUCAUCAAAACCAAAACCAUGAAGAAAUUUAUCAUAAUAAUUACGUUCGCCAAAACAUGGUUCAUAAUACAAUUUAUCAAAAUUCUGAAGAUAUUUAUCAAAAUUUCGGUGACAAUAAUUACGCUCAUCAAAACAUGAUUCACAAUUUUAUUCAUCAAAAUCCUGGAGAAAUUUAUUAUAAUAAUAACUACGUUCACCAACACAUGGCUCAUAAUACAAUUUAUCAAAACCCAGAAGACAUUUAUCAAAAUGUCAGUGACAAUAAUUACGCUCAUCAACAAAACAUAAUUCAUGAUUAUCUAAUUCAUCAAAACCCUGGAGAAAUUUAUCAUAAUAAUAAUUACGUUCGCCAAAACAUGGUUCAUCAAAAUCAUAAGCGUGAGGACGUUUAUCAAAAUGCUGCAAGGUACCUUGAUAAUUUAAGAAAAACGCAAUAA